This is a messenger RNA of Xiphophorus couchianus (Monterrey platyfish), 7136 nucleotides long. It is a transcript of the gene twf2b, whose product is annotated as twinfilin actin-binding protein 2b. Gene Ontology annotation, biological process: actin filament depolymerization; regulation of lamellipodium assembly; barbed-end actin filament capping. The record is from RefSeq and is a predicted model, not a curated record. The transcript is spliced from 11 exons. Gene Ontology annotation, molecular function: chromatin binding; actin monomer binding; actin filament binding. Gene Ontology annotation, cellular component: myofibril; Set1C/COMPASS complex; cytoplasm. NCBI's taxonomy places the organism in Eukaryota, Metazoa, Chordata, Actinopteri, Cyprinodontiformes, Poeciliidae. Bases 3107 to 4213 code for a protein of 368 amino acids.
CAACUUCUUAACCAAGAAAUUCAGAAGUACUUUUAAAUGUCGUUAAUUUUGCAUUUUAAGUUAUUGUUCCUUCUGCGUCAGUAUUAUGUGAAAAGCUAAAAGAUGCUGUCAGUUCUGGGUUAAAAAAAAAAACGUUUUUAAGACAGUUUAGGUGCUCAUUUUUUAUAAUUUUAUACCAUGUCUUUUAUACUACCUGUUCAAUGGACAGUUUUUACUUAGGUUUUUAAUAAUAAACUGUUAUGUUGUAAAGAGAAACUUUCUUUUUUCUCUUUUGCCAUUUUUGUUUUUAGCAUCCAUCCAUCUAUUUCAGUCAUAACAUUUUACAAACUCCAAAACCUGAAACAAAAUUUUAAAAAAAGCAAAACAAGUUUUUUUGAAAAGCACUAAAAUGCAAAUGUAUCAAUGAGACUCAUUGUGUCCAUAUGUGAUAAAGACUGAAAACUGUUAUUUUUUUAUGUCUGUUGUUCACAGCUUUGACAAAGAUGGAAGUAGUAAUGUUGAAACAUGCCACUUAUAUAUUUCAGCAAUGUGAGAGUUAAAAAAUAAAAUAAACUUUAGUCUAAAGUGCAAAGUUUGGAUGCUGUUUUGGGAGACUUUUGCUUUUAACAUUGUUAAUUUUCUAUAGAUUAAAAUGUAUGAUGCUUAACCACAAAGUUUUCCAGUUGCAUAAAUUCACAUUUAGUCAAACACAUAGUCCUCAUUUCCAUGUAGUUGAUUGUUUUUUUGUAGUAUAGCUCAACGUAAAUUGGCUCGUUGAGAUGGUGCUAUUCUCAGUACGUUUUCCAUAAUUAUGUCACAUAGUCGGAGUGAACGUUUGGAUAAUUUGGAGUAUUGGAGAUUGACCUGAAAACUGUCAGGUCAGUCUCCCAACACUGAGGAUCAGAGACGGUGAUGUGUCUUCGUGCAUCUAAAACUUUGUCUUCCUGAAGCAGAGGAGAGGGGUGGGAGCCACGCUGAAUAAUGUAUUCAUGCUUGGGUAGUGUACUCACCACAGAGUGAAUAAUGGAUGAUCCCAUCACAGGUAACCUCACAGGCACACACUUAUCUUUCUCUUACCGACACCUGUGUGUGAGCGUGUAUGUGUGUGAGCAAAUCAUGUGUGAAUAAAUGAAAGAAAUCAAGUACAGCAGUUUAAAUUUGUACCAAUUUAUUCUUCUUCUCUUUAAACUUUUAAUAGUUCUGGUGUCUUUUUUCCGCGUUAGCUCGUUUUUGUGUCUGGUGAUUGUGAUACCGACGUCUAUCCAGAUAUUUUACAUCACUAUGAAGCUCCUCUUACAUAAAAGUCGGUGUGGUGUUUCAUGCCAAACCGUGCCUUACUAAAGUACCGUUUCCCCUUCAAUCUUUUCACCUGUUCAUUCACUACAACCACAAACUUGAAGAACUUUAUUAGGAUUUCAUGUAAAAGACCAAAACAAGAUUGUGAAUAACUAUAACGGGGAUCUGAAACAAUUUUUCUUCUUCUUACUUUUUGUUUUACAAGUAGAAAUUUGAGUUGCAGCUUCUGAUGUGUUUUCCUUGCAGGAUCGCCUUGCAUGUUUAUCCAUCCGUUUCCCCAUGAACUCUUACCAGCAUCCCUGUCUCUACCUCCAAGUUUCAAGGUCGCCAAUGUUUGCUCAGUUUGUUGUGUUUCUGCCACACUGCGUUUUUCACGCAGGCCACAUGUUUGCCACUGUUGUAAAUUUUUUUAGUGCUCAAUAAAAAGUCGUCCAAUCGACAGAUAAUCUACCUGAGCUGUGGAUCUCUGCACCUCCUCCAAAGCUUCCUCUGAGCUGCACUGUUUUCAUUUUGUGAAGCUGAAUUGGAUAAAUUGGUAAAAUGCUCAACACAGGGUUUGUACGGAUGUUUGAAAUCUUUGAAGCUACUUGAAUUUCAAUUAGAUGUUUUCAAGGUUUGGAAAGUGAUUGGUUUUAGUUUAAAGUCCUUGAAAGUUCUUAAUAUUCAAACAGCACAGCUUUGUAACAAAGUACAAUCUAACAUUUUAUUAAAAGCCCAAAUUUGCAGUUGAAACCAGAUAUUUGUAUUUAAUUUUUUUCCUCACCGUCUGAAGUUAAAUCAGACUAAACUUCCCCUGUUUUAGAUCAGUUAGAAUUACCGAAAUUAUUUAAUGUGACACAUUUUUAUUAUUAUAUUUCAGUUUACCUUGUUCCUGCUAUAACAUGUAGAAUACUAUUACGAGACAUUGUUAAUAACAUAAUGUCAUAUAUUAAAUGAUAUAUAAUAAUGAAUUGGAACUGUUUUCUUUAAUUUGUUUGUGUUAUUUUAAUCUCCAAAGUAUGGUGCUGGAAAAGUAAAAAAAAAAAACAAACUUCAAAAUGUUUGAAUUUUGCUGUGGGAAAAGUGUCGAAGGUUGACAUGUUUAAUUACAUUUUAUUUAUGGGUAAAAUAGUAUAAGUUACUGAAUACUGUUUUUAGAUUUGUAUAAUAAUUCACUGAAGUUUGUGGUUUUUGCAUGACAAAAAUGUUGUGAAGACUUUAUGCUAAAAUGCCACUUGGUGAGUUUUCUGAGGUUGUACCUGUAGCUUUCCUGCUCUUCAUUCAUCUGCUCUCUGGUCACAGGCACAAGAUGUACUGACUGCAGGUUCGUGGGAAGGGGGAACUAUGUUCACAUGUAGCGAUCAGAUUCUGGCCUGGUGUCACAUUUCUGUGAAUUUGAGAUCACGCUGUUGCGUCUGCCUGAUUGUCCAUUCUUUGUGAAGGAGUGCUAAAAUGUCAUUACACGCAACACAGAAGCAGCUUCUGGAAACACAGUUUUGAUCUCUGGCCUGAACAUCUCUGGAUCUCCAGACGGGACAGGAAGCGACCCAUUUAAGACCAUUACCGCAGCUGCCAUCGAUAUGCAAAGUGUUUUAGGUCGCCCAUUGGGGAGGCAUAUCCACUGACAGGGACAUUAUUACUCAUUGGCCACACUUCCGGAGAUUGUGUUUCAGGCGUUAGGGAGCUCCCGAGUCAUCCUCCAGGCGUUUAUGUCACUUGUGCGUGCUUCUGUGUCUGUCUGCCAUCGGAGGAGAGGCCGCUCACCUGCAGGGAGAGAGAGGACACUGAGGACCUGGAAGGGGUCUCUGCUGCAUGAGAAGAACGGGAAACCGUGCACAUCGACUGCCAAAAGAUGUCCCACCAAACUGGGAUUAUCGCUACAGCCGAGCUCAAACAGUUCUUGGCUCAAGCGAGAAGAGGUUCCAUCAGAAUAAUGAAGAUCAUAAUCAGCAAUGAGGAGCUGGUGUUGGAUUCGUUCAGAGAGCCGGUGCAGAGCUGGGACCAAGACUACGAUCAGUUUGUGCUUCCUCUUCUCACGCCUCAGGAGCCCUGCUACAUUCUUUACCGCCUGGAUUCCCAGAAUGCACAGGGAUACGAGUGGACAUUCAUCGCAUGGUCACCUGACCAGUCACCAGUGAGGCAGAAGAUGAUGUACGCUGCGACCCGUGCCACACUGAAGAAAGAGUUUGGAGGAGGUCACAUCAGAGACGAAAUGUUUGGCACAGUCGAGGACGAUCUGUGCUUUCAGGGAUACAUGCGCCACCGUUCCUCCUGCUCCUCUCCAGCUCCUCUAACAUCGGCCGAGCAGGAACUACAACGAAUCAAAAUCACAGAGGAUAAAGUUGUCUGGGAUGAACGGAGAAGAAUUGGAACCCCAACGGCGCGAGCGAGGGUCACAAUGGAGUUUGGUUUAGACAAGAGAGCACAGACUCUUCAGGGUCUUGCGUUCCCUUUACAGGAAGAUGCCAAACGAGCUCUGCAGCAGCUCAAGCACAAACGCAUCAACUACAUCCAGCUGAGGCUGGAUGUAGAAAGAGAGACGAUCGAGCUGGUUCACACCAAACCCACAGAAACCCACGAGCUUCCCUUCAGGAUCCCCACAGACUCCCCACGAUAUCACUUCUUCGUCUUCAAACAUUCCCAUCAAGACCAGCUGCAUGAGGCGCUGGUGUUCAUAUACUCGAUGCCUGGCUACACCUGUAGUAUCAAGGAGCGGAUGCUGUACUCCAGCUGUAAGAACCGGUUACUGGACGAGGUGGAGCGAGACUACCAGCUGGAAGUCACCAAGAAGAUGGAAAUAGAUAGCGGCGACAGUCUGACAGAAGACUUCCUGUACGAGGAGGUGCACCCAAUGGAGCACACCCUGAAGCAGGCCUUCGCUAAGCCCCGAGGCCCAGGAGGGAAGAGGGGCAACAAGCGCCUCAUCAAGGAGACAGGAGAGAACGGGGAGGAAAAUUAGACAUUGCACCCAUUAAUCAUAUCCACAGAAAUUUAGAAAUGUUGAAGAAAUGAUCUCCUGUUUCACUACUAACCUUCAGGCCACUGAUUCUCCAUUUUUAUUUCACUACAAAGUUUUUAAAGUGAAACUGAAUGAAAUGUAGCUCUCAGAUACAUUUCCCUCCCCAUCUGAAUCUUCUGCUGUCAACACACAGCCAAGGUUUUUACACAGCAAACAUCUGAAACUGAAUAUUACUGCUAACUAUAUAUUUAACCCCAAUUUGGCCUGUUGUUAGUGUUGGUGCAGCAUAUUUGUGGAAAUUUGAAGGCCUUUAAAGAUGUACAGUACACUCAACAGUUAUUGUUAACCGUGCAGGAAACCUUGCAGCAAAUUAAUCUUUUAUCUCAGUAGUAUGAGAAAACAAACAAACUUUAAUUUUAUUACAUUUAUUCAGUGGAGAAACACAGCUGGAUAUAACUAACCCCACACUGCUUGUGUAAAAUAAAUGUUAUGGAAGCAUAUUUUCUACUCAAUGUUUCAAGUUUAUUAGACAUGUAGGAACCUUUAAUCAGCAAUCAAUAACAUCCUGUAUUCCUUUGGUAUAAAUAUAUUGUAACACAGAAGUAAAUUUUUCCUUAGCCUCUCUUCAAAACUACAAAGACACUAAAGUGUUUUUUUCUUAUCCUCCAAGUCAAAAUGUCGCCAUAAUUGUAGAUCUAAUUGGUUUUUAUAAUGUGCACCUGAUGUGAUCCCACUGUGACUGAUUUUUCAUUAUCUCUCCAAAAACAAAACACAUAAAUAAAAAUGUACAAAAGUUUAAAACAACUGCAAAUGGCUGAAAGAUGAUCUAGGCUUAUCUCGUCAUCAUGCACAGAGAGCAGGAAAUUAAGGAAGGAAAAAAUAAAUCUCUUAAGCUCUUGCAGUCACCAAAUCUCCGUGGCAACCAUUAGAUGCUAUCUGCAUGCCAACCGGUGGUUUGGGAGACAUGCUGAGAAAAAAAGCCUUUCCUCUCCUCACGUCCUAAUUGUAAAUCGGUGGAGUUUGCUAAACGCCGCCUGAGCUUUGACUGGUAAGAUGAGACAAUAUUGAGCUUUUCAAGAAUAAAUACUUUUGUCUGAUGUAAAACAAAGGAAGAAAACGUGGGAAAGUCCCUCACUGCUAAGCACGGUGUAGCCUUGUGAUGCUGCGGGAUUGUCUAUCUUCAAAAGGCCUGGAGAAUCUUGUCAGAAUGCACAACAAGAUGAACUCUUUGAAGAGUUUAAAUAAGAGCCACACAUUUAAAUUAGUUGUCAUUACAUCUUUCAGUAGCGUAAGGAGCCAAAUCAACACAGAAAUUGUUUGUAAGACGCUAAACAACCUGCCUUUCCUUGGUAAUCUACAUUCCUAGAUGGAUGAUCUACGUCAUGAAGAUUGUGCAAAGAGGAACGGUCAAAGAUUAACAACAGGGUUGGCAGUUAGUGAGGACUGGCGACUGAAAAAUAAGAAAAAAUAUCAAAAACAUUGAGUUUUUCCUCCUUCCUGGAAUAGCUGUAGUUCCAAAGGCUUGUCCUACUUUCUGCGUUUUCUGUAAAAUAUUUAUUUCUCUGGGUCUGCAUCACCAUGAGACAGAUUUUUGUAAAACAUGACAAUUGCUAGUUUAAUUAAUAAUUAAUUUAUCUUGGUAGCAGACUGUGCAGACACCGUGACAAGAAAUGUUGCAGUGAUUUCCAAAAUCCAGAAACGUCUGUCUGCAGCUUAUGAAUUAAAUUGUUAGUAUUAAAAUAAUAAAACAAAUCUACAUUUUAAUUUCAGGGACACAUAAAAAAGAUGGCAAACUGUUGCAGAUUCUGGUUGAAAGAUUUCAGCACUGUUAAUGGCUAAUAUUCACUUUUAAACCACAGAACUCGUGAUUUCAACACACACUUGUCAGGUUGUUCUCAAUUAAUGGAACCACACUGGUGUGGGUCAGGUCCAGUGGGAUUUUUCCAGUUGGAAAAACUGCUGAAGUCCUGGAAAACAUGCAGCAAAAGCAGCAAAGAAGAGAACCUGGUCACAGUGACAUGGUGAUGUUUCACAAGAUGGCGCUUUGCUCUUUAAAAUCUCGGACUAAAAAAUUCUUUGGAGAUUUUUUUAAACUAAUCAGAGGCGCUAUUAUGAAAAUUUGGGAUAAACAAUCUGAUUCAAAUGAAAACCUUGCCUGGGGGUUUCUUUAUUUUUCCCGAAACUUUCUAUUGCUUUGCUGAAAUAAUUGAUUCCCUUCUCUUAUUUUAAGCGCCAGAAAACCAACCUAAAGCACAGAUUUUUAACAUCUUUUUGCAAACAAUUUUAAAUUAUCGGAGCAUUUUUCCUGUGAUGUAAAUGUGUUUUGAUCGAAAAAGGCCUACAAUGCAAAAACACAAUCUCAUGCCAAGUAAUUUUGGUCUAGUUUGUAGUGCAAAUAUCUUGGAACAUUUAAAAUACUCAGAUAUAAGUAACUUUUCAGCAAGAAAUAGGAGCUUGUUUUAAGUAAAAAAUUCCUUAAUAUUGAGGAAAAAGUAUUAGAUUUACUGGCAGAUAAGAAGUUAUUGACUUAAAACUAGCUCCUAUUAUUUGCUAAAAAGUUAUUAAUUAAUCUGCUUUGUCUUAUUUCAAUUGUACUAAGAUAUUUACACUAGUCCAAAAAUAAUUGAUGAGACUGUGUGUUUUUCAGUGUACUGCAUUUAAUGGAUUCAAAACGUCUUAAAACUUAUUUUUACAGCUUAAUUUUAAUUUUAUCGAGGUCAUAAAGAGCAGCGGGAAAUUGCUGUGAAAUCUCUGUUUUAAAAUGGAUUUUCUGUCAUGAUUUCUGUGCUAUUCUGACACUGCGGUGUAGCCUAUCUGCAUUAAAUUUGGACAAACUACAUUAUCUCCUCCUCCAAUCUAUAUUUAACAACAUUUAAAUGAAACUUGUUGUUUUACAUGGUCAUAAAAUAAAAUAUUUUCUGUA